Hemibagrus wyckioides is the source of this 6164-nucleotide messenger RNA. Its product is annotated as gonadotropin-releasing hormone II receptor-like. The record is from RefSeq and is a predicted model, not a curated record. Bases 244 to 1371 code for a protein of 375 amino acids. Gene Ontology annotation, biological process: G protein-coupled receptor signaling pathway. Gene Ontology annotation, molecular function: peptide binding; gonadotropin-releasing hormone receptor activity. The transcript is spliced from 4 exons. Gene Ontology annotation, cellular component: membrane. Lineage: Eukaryota; Metazoa; Chordata; Actinopteri; Siluriformes; Bagridae.
ACCGGACCGAGCACCGGUCACCUGCUGCAGUGUCACAUCAUAACAUUAUCUCACCUUACUGCACUCUCUGCGUGGUUUUUAACUGCUUUUCUUUUCGGAAAUGGAGUUUUACAGUGGGAAAAGUACUAGGAUUAAACUGUGUGCUGAAGGACAAACGUGUUUUAUUUGUCGUUAUAAAGGACGCGAUUCAUUGUAGGUGGAGUCGGCAUUCCAUGAGGUAGGUUGUGGAUUCAGGGUAACUGGAUGCCGAGGAACAACUCUCUCUUUUGGCCCUCAGAGCUGGACAUUUCUCUGCAGGAUGUCUCAAAUUCUUCUCGCUCCCCUCCACUGGCUGAGUGGGAAGCUCCCACAUUCACCCGGGCAGCACAGUUUCGAGUUGGUGCCACACUGGUGCUCUUCCUGUUUGCAGCAGUCAGUAACCUGGCACUUCUCAUCAGCGUGUGCCGUGGACGUGGACGGCGCCUGGCAUCUCACCUGCGGCCCCUCAUUACAAGCCUGGCUGCAGCAGAUCUGAUGAUGACAUUCAUCGUGAUGCCACUGGACAUGGUGUGGAACGUGACGGUGCAGUGGCAUGGUGGUGACAGUCUUUGCAAGUUGCUUAGCUUCCUUAAGUUGUUUGCCAUGCAGUCCUCUGCAUUCAUCCUGGUGGUGAUCAGUCUGGAUCGACAUCACGCUAUCCUGCACCCUCUCGACACCAUAAACGCACACCGGCGCAACAAGAGAAUGCUGAUGUUGGCAUGGAGCCUCAGCUUGCUGCUCGCCUCACCACAGUUGUUCAUCUUCAGAGCAAUCAAAGCUGAAAAAGUUGAUUUCACUCAAUGUGUGACACACGGGAGUUUCCGUGAGCGAUGGCAGGAGACAGUUUACAACAUGUUCCACUUUGUCACUCUCUACGUCAUCCCACUGCUAGUCAUGAGCUGCUGUUACACACGCAUCCUCGUCGAGAUCAACAGACAGGAGCGCAAAAAUAAAGCGGGGGAGUCAUGUCUCCGGCGCAGCAGAACAGAUAUGAUCCCUAAAGCAAGAAUGAAGACUCUGAAGAUGACCAUAAUCAUCGUCCUGUCAUUCAUAGUCUGCUGGACUCCAUAUUACCUGUUGGGGAUCUGGUACUGGUUCCAACCAGAGAUGCUGAAGGUCACUCCUGAGUAUGUCCACCACCUGCUCUUUGUCUUUGGUAACCUGAACACCUGCUGUGACCCAGUAAUCUACGGCCUGUACACUCCGUCUUUCCGUGCUGACCUUGCACGCUGCUGGGGCUGCCGCUCAACCGGCGAAUCUCCUCGCUCUUUGGAACGACUCUCUGCCCGACAGGGACCUCACAGCGCAGAGCAGGAGUCUGAUCCUGCCAGUGUGAAAGGGGCUGAGGGGUAACCUGCGAGGAACCCUUCCAAAUCGCUCCACAUACCCUCAAGCAGUGCAAGCGCUGAAAUAGCUAAAAUGUGCAUUAAGGGUGGAUUACAAGGGAAGCAGUGUUUUUUCAGAAAUAUAAUGUAAUGUAGUGUAAUAAAAUGCCCUUGUAAAAAAUGUUAAGGUCAGAACAGAAAUACAGUUAUCUGCAUGCACUGCAGCAAGUACAUCAGCAUUAUAGCUGAUUUCUGUGAUGCUGCCAGCUCCACAGUUGGUACUUUAAACUUUAGCAAUAGCUGACAUUUUACACCAGCAGUGAGUGACAUUUUGUGCUGCAAGUCUGAGUCUCUGUGCAACUUUUUAACGAACAAAUCUUACAUCAUUUCAUAUUUGCAUAAUUAAGUUUAAUAACCUUGCACAGCCUGUACAGAGACCACAGAGACUGAUUUACAGGGAUAAAAAAAAAGUGUUUAAAGCCAGAACAGACUGUAGCUCCUUUUGAAAGUGAAAAGGAAUCUGAUUUCACAUUGGGCCACAUUAAAAACUGGCUUAGCACAGAAUUAAACAGAGAUUUUGUACUAGAAAAACUGCAUGGUCUUCAGAGAGUCAAUAAGUAUGCUUAUUAAUGUGAGUUGUGUGUUUGGCAUCAGAAUCAAUGUAUAUAGUGUGAGAUGCACAGAGAGAGAGGUUGUUAAAUCUCAGUAUGUGUUAAAUCUUUGAGAAAGUUAUAUAUCACUGUCUCAUCAGCAAUAGAAUCAAGGGUCAAGGAUAAUCAACAGAAUGGUGUUCACUGUAGGUUAUUGUAAUGGGCUCUGGUCACUACUCUACAGAGGCUCACUGCCUGUGUGGAGCACAAUAAGGACCACAGGACAAUAAUCUGAGGAAGAAGUGUUGUAUACACACACACACAUAGUUUCCCCCUAUCUCAGUCUAUUAUGGAAUAUUGACCAAUACAUGUGGUAGUUUAAGUAAGAAAGAACAACUACAAUAUUUACAAUAUGAUAUUACAAAAUAAAAGACGAGAUUAGCCAAAGAAGUACGCACUGGUAACCAGACCGGCAUUUCCUCCACCAAAAAUGAUUUAUUUUAAUUUUUUCGAACACAUAAAUAGUUAGUAAUGUAAAAAGACAGGACAAAUAUAAAAUAAAACAUCAACAUGUAAUGAAGAUUAAUAGGGCCAAGCUUUAAUCUACAUUAACUUUACGCCUAAUGUGCUUUUUAUCUUCACAGUUGCUCGCAGGGAGCUCAAGUUCAUCAGCCAGUGAUUAGCAGUUUAAAUUAGCGUCUUCAUCAGUGUUGAACUGUAAUGGUGAAAAAGGCAGAGAAUAUUCUUUUGGUAUUUCUGCAAGAAUGUUGUCCCUGUGAACAUCUUAGAGAAAGGAGUUUUUCCCCUGCCACACUGAGGGUGGUGUGGUGAUGCAGUGUCUGUUCUCCAAAAAUGUUUUUGUACUUUCCAAACAAAUUACAUCCAUUGUCAUUUUCAUUUGUUCAGGAUUAAUGCUUAGAGGCAGGAGCGAAACAAACUAUACACCUAAUCUAAACUGUUGUGGUUAUGUCCCAUCAUCUACAGUAUUGUAGAGGUUCCUGAUAUAUGGAAUUAAUGCACACUUGGCAGCCAUUCAUUUAAGAACCAAUGAUGUGAGUUUAUACAAGAUAUUAUGCCAGUGACUAUAGAAACAACAGGAUUUAAUGGUGAGAGUGGAACAAUAAAGCAUUACACAUGAGAAUGCAGUAAAAUCCUCUGCAUUAGUUUACCUCCUACAGUCAGUAAUGAGAGAGCUGCUGAUACAGCACAACCUGCUUACAUCUCACAAACAAUACAAUUUGUAUGUACACCCAUGCAUACAUGUACAUAAUACACACAAGAUAUCAGCAAUUUAUAAUUACAGGAAUGUUCUGGAAAAGCCUUAUAAUCCUGUGUGAAAAUGACUGAAUUAAUGAAAGUCAUUUUCAGGCUUGAGUCUUAAUGGAAUUUUCCCUUUUGCUCAGAUGGUCAAAGCAGGGAUUGUGUCAGGAUUAAUUCCUACUGUGAGCUAACACAAGUAACAAAUGAUCCUGUACAGAAUACAUGAAGGAAGUCAGGGAAUCUCUACAGCAUAUCAGAACCUUUUCAAGAUGGAGAUAUCACCAGACAGUAUAUGCCACAUUCUGCCAUGAGCUCACACAAGCACACUGACGCUCACACACACUAUAGAACACACAGGGUCUGUCUCUCUAGAAAGGUCCCCAGGGUCCUGCUAGCUGCCAUGGCAACACUUGAAGUCCAUGUAGCUGGUGUGAUGAAGAUUUCUUGAUGAUGUGGCCAAAAGAAAAGCAAUUACUGUGCGUCAUCUCUUGUUUUUGAAUCUAAACUUCUAUCCUGAUCAGAUGUGAUUUUGCAUUUUGUUGCCUGACCACUUGGAAAGAAUACAAUAGUCUGAACUCAAUGCAUCUAUUACACAUACUGUAUAAUGCUGUUUUAAAUCAAACUGCCAUUCAUCAAAGUUGAGCCUUCAUGGCCAUGCUUCUGUUUGUCAGUACUCAUGUCUGGUUUCAGUGAGCGUAACAAUUGAACAAAAUGCAAAGCUUUGUUUAUGCAGAAGAGGCUGUUAAUGCUUUUAGUGAUCAUCUUCUCCAUGAAAUAGUAUGAGCAUCAGCUCAGAAAGAAGCAGUUUCACUUGUCUUUAAUGAAACGUGUUAAGCCCUGGUGAUAGGAAAGAACUAGCAAGUGGUUGGGAAUUAGCAAAUGACCUUUAUGAGAAAAUGGGCUGAAAAAUCUCCUGGUACAUUACCAAGUCCAAGCUGCCCUGCAUCCUAAUAAGGUUUGCAGGGUCUUUGGAGGAAAAUAAAAUAACACAACAUCAAAGAUCCUCCUCCAUAAUUAACAGUGGGAAUUAGAUCAAAUUUCUUUAUAACCAUCCUUCUCUUCUCAGACAAAAGCCUUCCUUAGUGCUUGUUGCCAAAAAGCUGAAUGAUUCAUUUCACAGACUCACAUUUGGGUGUGUUGUGUAAUGUAUAAAUAAGGGCCAGGAGCAUCAAAGGUCACUAUUCUUUUUGACAGUUACAUGAGUCAAAUAUAUAGUUCAUAUCAUUCCAUGUGCUCAAAUCGACACUCAUUCCCACACAACUUUGAUGAAUAAGGACCUCUGUGAGUAGAAGCUAAGGCUGAGACUGAGUUUGGUUCCUUCAUGCUGAUCAUGUUCCUAGAUCAUACAUUAUUCAGCAAUCCAUAUAAAUCUGAACCAACAGGGAUUCUUAGGCUAAAUAUAAACCACUAUGUGUGCAAAUGGAUGUGCCUUGCAUAACUUUGCAUUGAAAAAAAAAAUUAAUUCAAACUUUAUUACCUGUUCAUUCUCAAUGAAAAUCUGCCUUUGGGUUCUUUAUGCUGCAUUACCGGAGUGAGAGUAUGAUCAAGGAAUUUUCUUCAGUUCCAGUACUCUAAGUGCAGUCAAUAUAUAAUUAGAGGAAAGCAACCCAGAGGCUAUCUGGAGAAGCUGCAUUAGGCCUUUUGGCUAUUUAAACAUAUUAUUGGCAUGAAGAGGACAUUGUAAAUCCUCAUCUAUCGUUUUCCUUCUGGUAUUUCUGGUGCUUUAUCUUUGAUAGAUUUAUUGAUUGAUUUGCAAAGCAGGUAGCCAAGCCAGAACAUUCAAAGAAGAUGCUUUCCUCAUGUCUGAAACUGAUGCUUACACUUCCCAGUCUCAGUAUAGCUGUAAUACUUUUUCAGCAGGGAAUGUGAUCCUGUAUAGUAAUUAACUUGUAAUUUAGCCUCAUACUCUAUUAAGAACACACACUGACAAAGAUUCUACCCUAACCAUAAGACCAUCCUUCUAAUUCUGUUUCCUAUAAGGAAUUCUGAUAUAUGUACAUUAGACAGAGAAGCUUACUGAACUUAUGGAAAUAAUUACAUUUGGCUUUUGGACUAUUCUGCAUGAAUUCUUUAACACACUGAUUAGAGUGAAUCUCUGUUGUUGAUAGGGACUGGCACACAGAUGGUGGUUCUGUGACAAUUAUUCCUGUAUUCCUGACCUUUAUGUCUUAACAUGUAAAACAGUGCAAGUACUGACAGGGUGUUUCCUUAUAUCUGCACAAGAAGUAGACUGAUACUGAACCAUACCUAGGCUUACACAGGACUUUGUGAUGCCUAAUACAAUGAGUGGUGAGUUUGCUUUUCAUGCAGAGUAACAUUUUGUACUUUUUAUUGAGAUUGUGAAGAUGUAAAGUGUUUGUAUAGCUAAUAAAAGUAUGCAUUGCUGAUGGAUUUUCUUGUCAGAUAAUGUCACUAUCAUGUUUUAUGGUCUGAUCUAUGGACCUCUAAAGUAGAUUAGUUUGGCAUAAUUAAAAAGACAAAUUGAUUUCUAAGUUUGGUGUACAGUGUAUCUGGACAGUCCUACCUUGGACCAAUUUUGGUAUGUGCUAAUCACCUGCUGUUUUGGAGACGCUCUGACCCAGUUGUCUAGCCAUCACUAUUUGGCUCAUGUCAAAGUCACUCAGAUCCUUACAGUUGCCUCUUUUUCCUACAUGAUUAACAAUUCAUAUUAACUAUCUAGCCAGUAAAAAUUCAACAACCCUGUAUGUUUGUCUUUCAUACUGAAAAUGAACCUCCUUCAGACACACUGCACUCCACCACAUGGUCUGAUUUAAAGUCUUUUUUUUUUACCUACACUUCUAAACCAUAAAAAGGUACACCUUCUAGAGUAGUGAAAUUAAUUCAGAGACAUUUGUAAAUGGUGGGCUUUGCUAAGAUUUGUGAGUAACACAGUACCAUUCGGCAUUGUUUAUACAAUAUUAUUGAUAAUUAAAUUCUAUAUGGUGAAAAUAAAUUCACAUCCAGAAGUCAG